AUGCAUCUCGGCCCAAAGUAUGACGGGCAAAGGACACGGCCGCUGUUGGUCGAGAACAAAAGAUUAUACGUCGAUGAGCAUUACAUCUCAGUGUGGUCUCCAGUACUAAGAGCUUGGUGUGUAGAAUGUCCAGAUCGUGAGUUGAUUCUGGCGAAUGUGCAGUACGACCACGUAGUGGAGAUGCUGGAAUGUAUUCAUCCCACCUACAAAUCAGUAGACGAUCAAUCCGUGCACAUUUUGCUGCCUCUGGCAUACGAUUACCAGAUGGAUGGACUGCUUCAUCGCUGCGAAUGCUUCCUCAUCAGCCACAACUUGCCUUUCUUAGAAAAAGUUUGGAUAGCGGAUAGAUACAAGUUGAAUAGAUUGCUGAUCUUGUGUCUACGUGAAAUGAGGCCGAACAGCAAAGUUGACCUCACUGGGUCGCGCUAUUAUGCACUUAGUGAUAGAGUAAAGGUCCUUCUUUUGGAGCGACUUCAUGGUGCUCCUGCUCCAGAGGAGAUCGCCGAGCCGCCAUUGGACAUGGAAAUGUUUCAGAGGCAAACAGACCUGUUUUUUACGGCCGUUCGAGCUAAAGCUGGUCGUAUUUACUACGUUAAUCCGUACUACAUGGCUGCCUGGUCGAAUGUUUUCCAGGAACGUAUCUACUGUUCGUCAUCGGGCGUAGAGGAAAUUUUUUGUCCAUGUUCUCAUGAAGAGUUGAAAGCGUUCCUCAUGGCCGUCCACCCACCUCAACUUCGCCUUAACGAGCAAAAUAUCGGUCCUGUAUUGAUGUCUGCGUGUAAAAUGGAAUCACCAGCAUUAUUGAAGAAAUGCGCAAUGAUGCUUCUCGCACAACACACACAACUAUCAGUUUUUGUUCGCCUGUCGCUGCUUGAUCGCUGCUACUUACACGAGAUGGUCCCACAGUGUCUCCUCAUGGUUCAUCGUCCUGAACAUUUAAUUCAAAUGACUCAGCAGAGCACAUACGAUUGCCUUUCAACACGGGCGCGGGCUGCGAUGUUGGAUCGCCUUGCCGUCCUUCUCGAUAACCCCGGCCUACAACCUCAUCAUUGUGCAAGGUGCAAAGCACAUUCCAAUUGUGCGUCAGUUACGUGGAUGUGUCCGCAGUGUAAGACGUAUUCGACUGAUCCUAACCUCCUCCGACACCCUCAACAUCAGCAACCACCAGCUCGAUAG
This is a messenger RNA of Necator americanus (New World hookworm), 1176 nucleotides long. RefSeq lists its product as uncharacterized. Lineage: Eukaryota; Metazoa; Nematoda; Chromadorea; Rhabditida; Ancylostomatidae. The record is from RefSeq and is a predicted model, not a curated record. Bases 1 to 1176 code for a protein of 391 amino acids. Gene Ontology annotation, molecular function: protein binding. The transcript is spliced from 11 exons.